Messenger RNA from Symbiodinium pilosum, 882 nucleotides. The record is from the annotation of a GenBank genome assembly. NCBI's taxonomy places the organism in Eukaryota, Dinophyceae, Suessiales, Symbiodiniaceae.
GUGAUUCGCCAGUCACUGCCACGCCUGGACGAGAAGCUGCGUAGCGGUUCAUGGGGAAUCGGGUGGCUGUUUCCCGGUGCCUUGCAUCCUUUUGCGGCUUGUGGCUCCACCUGCGUGACUGCUGCUGUGGACUUCGUUGGGCGGGAGGUAAUUGUUGGGAAUGUCGGCGACUCGCGCGCGUUGCUGAUCCGGGAUGGCAAGGCCAUCGCCUUGUCCGAGGAUCACAAGCCUGAAAACCCGAUAGAAAGAAACAGAAUCCGAGCGGCGGGUGGCCAGGUGGUUAAGAUUGGGCCGUGUCACCGCGUAGACGGUAACCUCAAUCUGUCAAGAGCCUUUGGCGAUUUUACUUACAAGUCAACGGCCAGCCUCCCCGCCGAGAAGCAGAAGGUCAUCGCAUUUCCAGAUGUGACCAGGACCGCCUUCCGCGGUUGGCCACAGGAGCUGCUCGUCCUCGCUUGCGACGGGCUCUUUGAGCGGUGUUCGAAUCAGGACAUCGCAAAUCUCAUCUGGCCGCGAGUGAAGUUGGGAAUGCCGCUGGAACAGAUAGCGACAGAAGUGCUUCACGCCUGCUGCGCUCGGUCUUCGCGUGGUAGACCCAUCGAAGAAGGUACAGAUAAUGAGACAAUCAUCCUUAUCCGGCUUCCGGAUGGUGGUCAAAGUACCGAAGUCACGGGAGGAUCCGAGGGGUCAGAGGAUCCCCUGGCACCAGGACAGCGGGUGCGAGUUCAAAACCUCGAAAGCGAAGCUGGUCAGAAGCUGAAUGGACUGGAAGGCACCGUCGAGGGAGCUGGCAGCUGUGAAGGCCGCUACAGCGUUCGCCUUGCAGGUGUGGGCGCCAAGUCCCUGAAGGCCGAAAAUCUGACGCCGAUCCAGGCUUGCUAA